Molecule: messenger RNA, 791 nt
Organism: Meloidogyne enterolobii
Lineage: Eukaryota; Metazoa; Nematoda; Chromadorea; Rhabditida; Meloidogynidae
Source: the annotation of a GenBank genome assembly
UAUAAUAAAUUUCAUGGCUAUCCAUCUUGAUCGCGAUUGCAAUGAAAUCCUGUCUGAAUAUGGUAAAGAAAAUCAAAAGAAAAAGAAGGAAACACCUUUUGAAAAAAUAAAUAAUGAUUUAAAUAUUGGGUUUGGAAUGAAAAUGUUGGGAGGAUUGAGUUCAGAGAUUAAACUUUUUAAUUUUGCCUAUACCUCCAUCCUUUCACAAAUUUUCGAAAAUGAAGGAGAAAAUAAAGAAUUAAACGGAAUGUGUUAUUUAAAUACUGAAAAGGAGAAUAAAUGGGAUUUUGAAUUAAUUAAAAUUGAAGGAAAUGAACAAAAAAUCCAAAAAUUAACUCAUGUAUUGGAAGAUAUAGUCAAAUAUUUAAAGUUUGGCAGAAAAUCACUAGAAAAAACCCCAAAUUCAUGUGAUGAUAGCAAAACAUAUUGGAUAGAAUAUAUUCAAGAAAAUUUUUAUGGGAACCCUUUAAAUUCCAAAAAUUAUUAUUCAGAAAAGAUUUCUGAAUAUAUAAAAGAAAAUAAUGACACAACAAAGCCCUCAGAAUUAACAGAAGAUUUAAUUUGUUUAAUGAUAAUAAUUGGGAAUGAAACAGAAAAAUAUUGUAAAGAAAGUAGAGAAUAUAAAAAGAAAUUUUUGAAGGAAUAUAAAAAUUAUAGUGAAAGAAAAGAUAAAGAUUUAGUUGAAAAAUGGGUUGGAAGGGUUGAGGAAAGAAUAAAUAAGUUUGAAAAAAUUUGUGAGAAAAUUGAGAAAUUAGAAGUAAAUAAAUUAAAUAAUUAAUUAAGAGUGAGGA